This is a messenger RNA of Neolamprologus brichardi, 900 nucleotides long. NCBI's taxonomy places the organism in Eukaryota, Metazoa, Chordata, Actinopteri, Cichliformes, Cichlidae. The record is from RefSeq and is a predicted model, not a curated record.
AUGUGGUGGAGUCGGUUUCUGCUUCUGAUGGGUCAGUGUUUCGUCUCCACCUGUUACCCGUAUAAGUACCACUUUAUUAGAGAAGACAAAACCUGGGAAGAAGCACAGAAAUACUGCAGAGAGAAUUAUGCAGACCUGGCCAGCGUGUUUGACAUGGCAGACAUGGCGAGACUGCGUGAAUCCACAGAGUAUGAAGGAAAGAAGAGAGACGGUAAAUCGGUCCAUUUGAUUGAGAAGAAGAUAACCUGGACACAGGCUCAGAACUACUGCAGAGAUCACUACACUGACCUGGCCAGUGGACUUGAUCAGGCGGAUGGGGAAGAAUUUAAGAUCCUGAAGGAGUCCAAUGGCUCUCCGAUGACUGUGUGGAUCGGCCUGUUCAGAGACACCUGGAGGUGGUCAGAUGGAAGAAAUUUCUCUUUCAGGCACUGGGAUAUGGAGUUAUUUUAUGAUGGACAAAACAACAGGAAAUGUGCUGUGACUCUGUUAAACAGAUCAGGAAAAUGGAGCUCUGAUGAAUGCAACAACAAAAAUCCUUUCUUCUGUUAUGAUGAUAAAUUGAUUCUGAUCAAUGAAAACAAGACCUGGAAGGAAGCCUUGGAUUACUGCAGACUGCACCACACUGACCUGGUCUCCAUCACUAACCCUCACCAACAGAGAUGGGUGGAGAGGAGAGCCAAGAAUGCCAGCAGUCCCUACGUAUGGGUGGGACUGCGCUACAGCUGCGUGAUGGAUCUGUGGUUCUGGAUCAGUGACAAACUAGUCUGCUACGAGAACUGGGCUGAUAAUGGAAAGAUUGAGGAGUGUGGUAGGUGUGCAGCUAUGGAAAGAGGAGGACGGUAUCAGUGGGUCAGUCAAAGAGAACAUGAGAAAUAUAAUUUUAUUUGUUCUAAACAAUAA